AUGAAAAGACUCCUUAUUUUUAAAAAGAUUGUUCUUUAUAUCAAAAGUUACACACAAUCACAGAAACAACCUAUAGGAUUACAAAUUCCAGCAGAAACAGGAAAACUGUCAACUAUUUUUCGCGAAAAAUGUAAACCAAAACAAAUGUUAAGAAAAACCUCAGAGGCAGCCCCAAAGACAUCAACUCAUUCUCUAUAUUUCACAAUGAAACAUUUUCCACGCUUUCAUUAUAUUUACAAUCUAAUCAGAGAUUGCAAAUCUCGUACAGAGAAGUGUGCAAAUGGGGAAGUUAAGUUAGACAAAAUGUUUAAAAACGUCUUCAUCGAAAUUGUGAUUAUUGGAAGUUUUACGGAUGACGAUCUCCACCUAUUAACGAAAAGUGCAGAGAAAAAAAGAAUGCCAAAAGGCAAACACAUCUGGAAAGUAAAACCACUUGUUUGCUUUGCAAAUGAUUUUUUCUCCGAAUCAAAUAUAAAGAAAAGUGAUUUGGAUCGAGAAAAUACCUGCCAUAAGAUACUCAUAAAAUCCGAUACAUUUUGUGAUAAAAUAGACAAGACAGAUGAUUCCAUUAUCAUCGUGGAGAGGAACAAAGAGCAAAUAAAAGAAACAAUUACCUCUUGUUUGGAGGAACCGCUACAUUUGUUGCUUCAAGAAUUGUUGAAAGUCCUCGAAACUAAAGGUUCAAGCAAACUUGCAUCGGGGCUUUAUGCUGAAAUAGAGGCUAUCCAAAAACAACUGGAAUCUUGCACUAUCAAAGACAGCGAUGUUUCUCAUGUUUUACGCAGCGCUGAUGCAAGUUCCAUUGUUCCAGACAAUAUAAUAGACUUUCUAUUCAGAAACCCCGGGGUACACUCUUUUGGAAUUUGGUGGAAUUCCUCAUUCAAAGUUUUUGUAAAUGAGACUGAUGUAAAAAGAUUGCGGGAUGACUUGACAAAGAUGAACCCUUCCUUUUUUACCAAAUAUAAAAUGGAAAUAGAAACUGGAAAACUUAAAGACAAACUAUUGCAUCUCAUGCAAGGCGAUGAAAUUCAAGCGAAGAUACCAAAUGAACAAAAAUUUCACGCAGGUACACUGGGCGGAAUUGUCACAAAAGCUGACGACGAAAAAAAGAAAUAUGCAUUGACUUGUCACCAUUUAUUUCCCGAGGUAGGCGAACGUGCAUACACCGAAAAAUUUGAAGAUAUAGGAGCCUGUUUGUAUACAACAAGAGAAAAAUCUUGUGAUUUUGCUGCGAUUGAAAUUGACAAGUCGUUCUCAGAAAAAUGCAAUGAAACCUUUCAAAAUGAAGACAGGAAAAUAACCAAUGCACGACUAUUUUCAGAAAGUGUAACAAAUGUGGGUAUCGUUCAUAAAAUAGGAGCCGCCACGGACGUGACAAAGGGAAGAAUUAUUAGUUCCGAAUAUUAUGAUAAGUUAUUUGACGAUAAAAAUAGGGGGCAUGUUUUUCUUGUAAAGGGAAUUCAAGGAAACUUUUCUGAAGAGGGUGAUAGUGGAUCGCUUGUUUUUACCAGAUCGAAGGAUGCGCAACAAACCUGCGUAUAUGUCUUGGGUAUGGUAUACGGCAAUAAAGUCACAGUGUAUGAUGAUGAUGAUGAUUAUAAUGAUGAUGCUGGUGAGCAAAAAUAUAAAAAUGAGGAUGAUAACGAAAGCUUAAACGCGUUUCCUUCUAGCGAAAGCGAUAACGCAGCCUCAAAUGUCAAAGAAGGUGAAAAUAUUUCUAGCUGUUACCGAAUUCAUACUGCUCUUGAACUUUUCAAAGAGAACCAAGGCGAGGAAGUUAAGUUUAAGGACGAUUUGUCGUUAUCAUCGCCUUCAACAUCACCUGAAAUGUCGUCAGAAUCUGACAAUUCAAAUGAAGAACCAUCUCAAUAAAAAAGGAGACUCAGUUUCUAACCAUAAAAGGAGCAUCGCUUAUUCGAGAAUUAUUUUGAAAUUGGUUUUAAGUGUAAUAAGAUAUUCUAGCUGAAAGCAGAAAGCACUGAACAAAUUAAGCAAAACGUUUAAUUACGUUGUUUGUAAAAGCUUAUUUGCUGUCUAUUUCUUACUUGAUUGUUGCAUCACACAACAACUUUGCGUAUUAGUUUGAAAAUAUACGUUUUGCUAGCAACUUUGUUGGUAGUAUUACCCAGGUUUUAAUUAAUUUCAUGUGGCUGUUUUACCUCUGUUUUAACAAAUAUUGUUCGCAUUGAGUCGAAUGUGUAUUUCUUUUUUACUUCCUGUAGCAUACACACUUGUAAUGAGCUUUGUUUGAGUUUGUUUGAGUUUGAUAUUUUUUUUAGAUCAUCUGAGCUGAAAGCUCGAGUGAGCUUUUCUGAUCUAUUUUUUGUCUGACUUUUGCAUUUGUGACUUCUUCUCAAGAACCACUCGGUCAGUUUAAAUCAAACCUGGCACGGUCAAUCCCUGUUUCCAGGAGAGAUGGUGAAGACUAUUUGAUUUGUUUGGUAUUUUUUAAAAAUCUUCUCAAUAUUCAAUUGGCCAGAAAACCUAAACCUUUUGUGUAAGCAUCAUCAGGUAGUAAAUUUCAUUUUUUGGAAUCAUGAACUCCGGGGGUAGGGUGGAGUCAAAAUUGAAAAUCAACGUUCUUCAUAGUAAUACGUGUAUAUAGAGAAAAGUCUUCUUUUAAAUAGCUAAUUGGCGUAAAAAGCUGUGACUGAUGUAAAAGCAUCAUCCUCGGGUAGUGUAAAUUCAAGUUUGUUUAAUUUAUGGGAGUAGAUUGGGACCACAAGGGGGGCGAGGAUUGUCAAUAUUGUUCAUAUGAAUGUAUAGAAAAAAUUCUAUAUAAAUCUUUUCGAAAAUCAAUUGGUCUGGAAAGCUUUAACUUGUGUGGAAACAUUCUCAGUUAGUGAAGAAGUUUUCUGUUUAAAUCAUGAUCUCCGGAUGUAGGAUGAAGUCACAAUGGGGAUGGGGGUCGAAAUUUAACAUAUAAAUAUAUUGAGAAUUUUUCUUAUUUUUUUUUUAAAGAAAACAAAUAGAAAAGCUGUCUCGUUAGUGAAAGCAUUCACAAAUUAUGCAGAUCCAAGGAUUGUGUAUAUUAAAGGUUCUCAAAAUCGUGAUCGUCUUGGGUAGAGUGGGACCACAAUGGAGGAGUUGGGGUCAUAUGUUUACAAAUAUAAACAAUUUAUUUUUUUUGUUUUAAAAAAACUAAAACGAAUGAUUAAAUACAUGGUAUUACUUAUAUGGAAGCAUCUUGACAUAUUGUUGAUACUUUAUUGCUUAGA
Magallana angulata is the source of this 3218-nucleotide messenger RNA. RefSeq lists its product as uncharacterized. NCBI's taxonomy places the organism in Eukaryota, Metazoa, Mollusca, Bivalvia, Ostreida, Ostreidae. Bases 1 to 1872 code for a protein of 623 amino acids. The record is from RefSeq and is a predicted model, not a curated record. The transcript is spliced from 7 exons.